Molecule: messenger RNA, 4845 nt
Organism: Nasonia vitripennis (jewel wasp)
Lineage: Eukaryota; Metazoa; Arthropoda; Insecta; Hymenoptera; Pteromalidae
Gene: Nc73EF
Product: oxoglutarate (alpha-ketoglutarate) dehydrogenase (lipoamide)
Exons: 15
Coding region: 788-3916 (1042 amino acids)
Biological process (GO): tricarboxylic acid cycle
Cellular component (GO): oxoglutarate dehydrogenase complex; mitochondrion
Molecular function (GO): oxoglutarate dehydrogenase (succinyl-transferring) activity; thiamine pyrophosphate binding
Source: RefSeq, a predicted model, not a curated record
AUUCUCGACGAUGCCGUCCGAUAACUGGUGGAUGGCUAUUCGGUCGUGAAUUUCUCGUUAUCGCGAAUAGAGUCACACGCAUACCUACGUAAUUACUACUCGUUGUAAUUUAUAACUCACCUGACGCAAGCCUUGUUUUGAUUGCCAUAUCGCUUAUCGGCUCCAUCCUCCUCACCUACGACACACACGGCAAUUUAUCGUCUGUGAAAGUUCAUAAUUAGCUGUGUAGACAAUGAAGAAUUUUCUGUAACGCGCGAAAAGGAAGGGAAAAUAUUAUCGCGAUACGCGCGCACACGCAAAAGCGUGUUGCGGUGUGGGAUAUAUAUAUAUAUAUAUAUAUACGCAUAUAUAUAUAUAUAUCGUUGCUGAAGUCAACCGUUUUUUACGCGUAUGCUAAUUCUGUUUUGUUUUGGCGGCGUCGAUUUUAUGCGUCGUGGAAUUUUCGAUUACGCGCGUAAAAAAUAGCUGUUCCUCUGUCGGCUACUCUACCAGCCGAUUUUGGUAUAAUUAAUCAAAAUCCAACGCGUCACGUCUUACGACAGAGCUUCUUGCUUAUAUUUUUUAAAAUGCGAAAAACGACACCGAAUCGAAUCAUCGAAUUCGAACAGCCCUCGAGCUACUACCGACUAUCGCGAGAUGUCGCCAGGGUCUUUUCGCGGCGGCCGUUUUUCUGGCUACUGGUCGCGCGCAUCGUCGCCCGGUCUCCGCUGCCGUCGGAGUCGUCACCUGCGCGCUGCUAAUGGUGGACGGCCUGUCAUCGUCGUUUCGGUAACAUCAGCAGGUCAAAAUGUAUAAGGCUCGGGUGGUGUUUAAUGCCCUGACCCCUCUGGCUCCAAGGGUCUGUGGCGCCAAGAAGUUUGCAUCAUGGCUGGUGAGAAGCGACCCUCUGACAAGAACUAGUCAAGUUAUGGUUUCGGAGCCCCUUCGCCGGCACAACAGUCGUGCCGCUGCGGAACCUUUCCUCAAUGGAAGCACCAGCUCCUACGUUGAGGAAAUGUACAAUGCAUGGCUCCAAGAUCCAAGCAGUGUGCACAUUUCAUGGGAUGCUUACUUCCGUAACAGUACAGCUGGAGCAUCACCAGCCUAUCAGGCACCCCCUUCGCUUUCUCCCAGUUACAACCAGGUUCCUCUUGGUGCCUUGUUGCCACUGGGUGGUGGAUCACAAAUUGGACAAGCACCUUUGAAUGAAAAGAUCAUUGACGACCAUCUUGCUGUGCAAGCCAUUAUUAGAUCUUAUCAGAUUCGUGGUCAUCAUAUUGCUAAAUUGGACCCACUGGGCAUCAACAGCGCUGAUCUCGAUGACCGGCAUCCACAAGAGUUGCUCUAUAAUUAUUACUCAUUUGGACCGAAUCCUCGUAUGACUUACGCUCAAGAUCAUCUAAAUCGAGUAGCCGCUCUUACACAAAAGGAAUCGGACAUGGAACGAGUGUUCAAGUUGCCAUCCACCACCUUCAUCGGCGGCAAAGAUAAGUCUCUGCCUCUGCGGGAAAUCCUGAAGAGGCUCGAGGCGACCUACUGUCAGCACAUCGGUGUCGAGUUUAUGUUCAUCAACUCUCUGGAGCAGUGCAACUGGAUCAGACAGAAGAUGGAGACACCUGGAGUCAUGGAGAUCGACAACGACGAGAAACGCUUGAUUCUGGCGCGUUUGUCGCGUGCUACCAUGUUCGAGGCGUUCUUGGCUCGCAAGUGGUCGUCCGAGAAGAGAUUCGGUCUGGAGGGUUGCGAGAUCUUGAUUCCGGCGAUGAAGCAGAUCAUCGACAAGUCGACGGAAUUGGGAGUCGAAUCCAUCGUCAUGGGAAUGCCGCAUAGAGGUCGGCUUAACGUCUUGGCCAACGUCUGCCGAAAACCAUUGAACCAGAUCUUCACACAGUUCGCUGCUCUCGAGGCCGCUGAUGACGGAUCCGGUGAUGUCAAAUACCAUCUGGGUACGUACAUCGAGCGUCUGAACCGUGUGACGAACAAGAACAUUCGCCUGGCUGUUGUCGCCAAUCCAUCUCACUUGGAAGCCGUCGAUCCUGUAGUCCAGGGCAAAACCCGUGCAGAGCAAUUCUACCGUGGAGACGGGGAAGGCAAAAAGGUCAUGUCUAUUCUUCUGCACGGUGAUGCUGCUUUCUGCGGCCAAGGCGUCGUUUUUGAAACGAUGCACUUGUCCGAUUUGCCGGACUACACGACUCACGGUACUAUCCACAUCGUCGUCAACAACCAGAUCGGUUUCACGACUGAUCCAAGGCAUUCGCGUUCGUCACCGUACUGUACAGAUGUUGCUCGUGUCGUGAAUGCUCCCAUCUUCCACGUAAACUCUGAUGAUCCGGAAGCCGUGAUGCACGUGUGCAAGAUUGCCGCCGAAUGGCGAUCGACCUUCCACAAGGAUGUUGUCAUCGACAUUGUGUCAUACAGGCGGAACGGCCACAAUGAGAUCGACGAGCCCAUGUUCACGCAACCUCUCAUGUACCGCAAGAUCAAGAAGACUCCACCUGCGAUUGAGCUGUAUGCCAAGAAACUUGUCUCUGAAGGUGUUGUCACGGAAGAGGAAGUCAAGCAAGUUCACGAGAAAUACGAUAAGAUCUGCGAGGAAGCUUACAGCAACGCGAAGCAGGAGACUCACAUCAAGUACAAGGAUUGGCUCGACUCUCCGUGGUCCGGCUUCUUCGAAGGAAAAGAUCCGCUGAAAUCUUCACCCACCGGUAUCAAAGAGGACACUCUGGUGCAUAUUGGAAGGAAAUUCUCAUCUCCUCCUCCAAAUGCGGCCGAGUUCGUCAUCCACAAAGGUAUCGAGCGUAUCCUGAAAGCUCGCAUGGAGAUGGUUGAGUCGCGACAGAUCGACUGGGCUCUUGGAGAGGCUAUGGCGUUUGGAUCAUUACUUAAGGAAGGCAUUCACGUGAGAUUAUCCGGUCAGGACGUCGAGAGAGGAACCUUCUCUCACAGACAUCACGUCCUGCACCAUCAGACCGUUGAUAAGGCGACCUACAGGCCGCUUUGCUAUCUUUACCCUGAUCAGGCUCCCUACACGGUCUGCAACAGUUCCUUGUCUGAAUACGGUGUUCUUGGCUUCGAAUUGGGUUACUCGAUGACAAAUCCCAACGCUUUGGUCAUCUGGGAAGCGCAGUUCGGUGACUUCAACAACACAGCUCAAUGCAUCAUUGAUCAGUUCAUCAGCAGCGGCCAAGCCAAGUGGGUGCGACAAUCUGGUCUCGUCAUGCUUCAGCCUCAUGGUCUUGAGGGCAUGGGACCUGAGCAUUCUAGCGCUCGUCUCGAAAGAUUCCUGCAAAUGUCGGCCGACGAUCCAGACUAUUUCCCACCUGAGAGCGAAGAAUUCGCCGUUCGACAGCUCCACGACAUCAACUGGAUCGUUGCUAACUGCAGUACACCAGCGAAUCUUUUCCACAUCCUACGCCGACAGAUCGCUUUGCCCUUCCGCAAGCCCUUGAUUCUUAUGACACCGAAAUCGUUGCUGCGUCAUCCUGAGGCCCGCUCGAGUUUCGAUUUGAUGACGGAAGGCACCGAGUUCCUCAGAAUCAUCCCAGAGGAAGGCGUUGCGGCUGAGAACCCCAACAAAGUCAAGAGGGUUCUGUUCUGCUCAGGAAAGGUCUACUACGACAUCAAGAAGGCUCGAUCGGAGAGGAAAUUGGAUGACACUGUUGCGAUCACCAGGGUGGAACAGAUCUCCCCAUUCCCCUACGAUCUGAUCAAGAAAGAAGUAGCUAAAUACCCGAACGCAGAGCUGGUUUGGACUCAGGAAGAACACAAAAACCAGGGAGCCUGGGCUUACGUUCAGCCUAGAUUCCAUACAGCUCUCAAUGGAACUCGACCUAUUUCGUACGCUGGCCGCCCCACGGCAGCGUCUCCAGCCACCGGCAGCAAAAUGCAGCAUCUCAGAGAAUUGAAACAACUUCUUGACGACUCCUUACACGUUUAAAUCUUCGUAGAUUUGUAUAAAAUAGAAUUUAUUUAUUUUCCUUCUUUACCCUAAUGUUGAUACGGUAAUCGCCCGCGCUAUAAAAUAUUUAAAUAAUUUCAAGCAACCUUCUUGUUUAAAUGAUUUUCAUAGCGCUUCGCAAUUAGCAUUACAAGCGGUGAGCUAGUAAUGUUGAAGCCAGUGCGAAAUUCAAAUUGACAGCAAUGAACACCAAAAAUUCAAAAGACUCUUUAGUUUUGUAACUAUAAGUAGUUGGAUAAUCGGCGUUAUUUAUAAACUUACUUUUGUUUGAAUCUUGUGUUUCGCGCUGGUCUUAAAAGCCGAGUGCUAAAAAAAGUAAUUGUAUUUUUCUGUUUAUAUGUCCUUGAAAAAAAAUUCGUGACAUGUAAUAAAACUACAUACUAAAGUAUUAUUUUAAACUUAAACGCUGAGCUUGUAAGAUGAAUGCGCUUAAGCGUGCACACGAUUCCGUACACUAGGAGAUUCUCCGCAUGACGUUGAACGCGAUGUUGAAGAGAUAGUUUUCUAUGAAAUAGAAAAUUAAGAACCACCAAUCGCUUCAAUUUUUUAUAGUCGCUCUGUUUUGUAAAAAGUUAAGCGAUUGGUCAAUCGUUGAGUGCUAUAAUUGCAUUAUGCCUAAAAAACGGUGGCUCAUUUGUAUGUAUAAUGUGACGGAGGAGGUGAUGAUAUUUGCAAUGUACGUUUUAAUAUUUAUUUACUUUGAGAAAAGGCUACUUCAUAUUGGACACUGCAUAGUCUGCAAAGACAGUAUUUCUCACUCACGAGUUCCUUGUUCUUAUAAGGGACUGCGUUAAGAGUUCAAUUCAUACUUCAGAAAACAAUUGCACCGAAUACAUAAAAAAUAAAUCAUCAUUGACAAAAAAAAAACUAAAAAAAGUGUAAAACAUGAAAAAAUAAUAACAAUGGCG